AAAAAAAAAAAAAGAGAAAGAAAUCAAUACAUGAUGGCGACCGACAGCAAAAAGCCGGGUGCAGCCGUAUCCGUUGAGGCAGCAGUGAAUCGUGAUGUCGAGAAACACGAUAUCGAGAAGAAUAACGAGGAAUGCUCAGAUGCUGCGGUUGUAAAGCCGGCGCGAGAUGCGGACGAGGCGAUGAAAGCUUUUACCGACACUGAUGGCGAGCCACUCGUUUUGACAGAAGAAACGAACAAGAGACUGCUGAGGAUCAUCGAUUGGCAUCUUAUGCCGCUGAUGUGUGUUAUAUAUGGCCUGAACUACCUCGAUAAGACAACUCUCUCAUACGCGAGCGUCAUGGGGCUAAAAGAGGAUAUCCAUCUUGUUGGCGACAACUAUCAAUGGCUUGGGAGCAUGUUCUACUUCGGUUAUUUGGCAUGGGAAUGGCCCACCACUCGACUGUUGCAACGACUGCCAUUGGCAAAAUACUCAGCUUUUUGCAUGGUGGCCUGGGGUUUGGUGCUCACAUGCUUUGCUGCCGUGGAAAACUUUUCUGGCGCUGUUGCUCUCCGGUUUUUCCUUGGAGUAUUUGAAGCUGCAGUGACUCCCGGUUUUGCGCUCCUCACAUCCCAGUGGUAUACCAAGCCUGAGCAGGCAAUCAGAGUGAAUCUCUGGUUCUCCUUCAACGGUUGGGCGCAGAUCUUUGGGGCCGUUCUCGCAUAUGGUAUCGCUGUCGGAUCACGCAUCCAUGGAAGCACCAUCGCGCCUUGGAAAACUCUUUUCAUCUCCACUGGACUUUUGACCGUAUCAAUGGGAUUAUUAUUUUGGUGGUUUGUUCCUGACAACCAGCUGAAUGCGAGAUGGCUUGACAAGGAGGACCGUACACUAGCCGUUGAACGAGUCCGGGUCAAUCAGCAGGGGAUUGGAAACAAGCAAUUCAAAAUGUAUCAGCUCAUAGAGGCCUUCACAGACCCGGUAACUUGGGCGAUUGUGUUUUAUGGGAUUGUCACCUCGAUUCCCAAUGGGGGAAUCACUAAUUUUUUCAACCAACUGAUUGUGAGCUUUGGCUAUACACCUGAGCAAAGUCUGCUCUACGGUGCCCCCGGAGGAGCUGUGCAAGUCUUGACGCUUAUGAUCAACGCCGUCGCAGCGCACUAUUUCAAGCAGCGACUUAUUGUUGCAACAGGAGGGUUAUACUUAGGAAUUCUCGGCGUAAUAUUAAUGAUAGCUCUACCUGAGUCAAAUAACACAGGACGCCUGGUUGGAUACAGUCUCACUCUGUCUGUCACUACCGCAUUUGUAUGCAUGCUAGCGAUUAUCUCGUCCAAUGUGGCAGGUUAUACCAAAAAGACCACUGUUGCUGCCUUGUUCCUUAUGGGAUAUUGUGCUGGAAACAUCAUCGGACCCCAAACCUUCCGUCCAGAGCAUGCACCAGACUACGUCCCGGCAAAAAUCACCAUAUUGACCUGCUGGAUCCUGUGUAUCUUCGAUUUGUAUUUUAUCCUGUGGUGGUAUCGGCGGGAAAAUGCAAAGAAAGCUCAGAUCAGAGCUCAGCCAGGAUACGUCAAACUUCGGAACCAAGAAUGGCUAGAUCUCACCGAUAGAGAAAACGCUGAACUGAUAUACGUGUUGUGAGUCCUGUGAAAAUGGGCUGUAGGCAUUGCUUCCCCAGGGACAUAAUUUUAGGAGAUUCUGGUGAUAUCUGUUGCACAUAAAUUAAUUACAACUUUCAGCUUCGGAAGCUUUUCCUCGCAUACAUCUCUCGCAGCAAGUAUAUAAACGACAUCCUUCAACCUGGUGGACGAGCGGAGGAAAAACAAGUCUGAGGGAAUACCAUUGCUGUGAUAGGGGCCUCUCG
This is a messenger RNA of Coccidioides immitis RS, 1840 nucleotides long. RefSeq names its product MFS allantoate transporter. Gene Ontology annotation, molecular function: allantoate transmembrane transporter activity; dipeptide transmembrane transporter activity. Lineage: Eukaryota; Fungi; Ascomycota; Eurotiomycetes; Onygenales; Onygenaceae. The record is from RefSeq and is a predicted model, not a curated record. Gene Ontology annotation, cellular component: plasma membrane. Bases 31 to 1617 code for a protein of 528 amino acids. Gene Ontology annotation, biological process: transmembrane transport; dipeptide transport; allantoate transport. The transcript has 8 exons.